GCGCUCGACCGGACCCCUCCUCCCCCCUCCCCUCCCCUCCGUUGCCCCCGCUUCUCGGACCAGCAGAUUCCUCCCCCGCCACCCAGGCCAGCUCCCCCGCCGCCGGCGCCCCCCCUCCGCCGUGGAGCUCGACAUGGACGACGCCUGCGCCGUCUGCGCGGAGCGGCUCGAAUGGGUGGCCUACGGCGCCUGCGGCCACCGCGAGGUCUGCUCCGCCUGCGUCACCCGCCUCCGCUUCGUCCUCCGCGACCAGCGCUGCUGCCUCUGCAUGACCCACUGCCCCGCCGUCUUCGCCACCAAGGAAAUGGGGGACCGCACCAAGGCGAUCGGCGAUCUCUCGGCGCUGCCGUCCGCGGCCGGCGAGGGCAAGACCGGGGAGUACUGGUACCACGAGGCCACGCAGGUGUGGUUCGACGACGCUGACCAUUACAGGAUGGUAAGGGCGAUGUGCCGGAUCUCCUGCACCGUCUGCGAAAGCAGCGGCAACAAGGGGAAGAAGGGCAGUAAGUCGUCCAAGGCGAAACACAAGAUCAAGUUCGAGACCAUCGAGCAGCUCAAAGCCCAUCUGUCCAACAAGCAUUGCUUGUACAUGUGCGACCUCUGCUUGGAUGGGAGGAAGGUAUUUAUUUGCGAGCAGAAACUUUAUACAAGGCCUCAAUUAAAUCAGCACAUAAAAACCGGUGAUUCAGAGGUGGAUGGCUCGGAAGUUGAGCGCAGGGGUUUUGCAGGGCACCCGAUGUGCAAGUUUUGUAAAAGCCCAUUUUAUGGAGAGACUGAGCUAGAUACACAUUUGACAAGAGAACAUUAUUCUUGUCACAUAUGUCAGAGGCAGCACGGUGGGCAGGAUGAUUAUUUCAGGAACUAUGAUGACUUAGAGAUGCAUUUCCGAAGAGACCAUUUCUUUUGCGAGGACAGAGAGUGCUUGGAGAAGAAGUUCAUCGUCUUCCAAAGUGAAGCAGAGCUUAAGAGGCACAAUGCUGUGGAGCAUAGGAAGCGCAUGCCUCAUGCACAGAAGAAUUCUGCUCUCCAGACACCAACCAGUUCUAGAGACCGGAGCGAGCUAGAGCAGAGUAAUGGCAGAGGUAGAAGGCACAACGCUUGCCUCUCCAAUGGUUCUGUUGACAAUACCUUGCUGUCUGUUCAGAAUAGCAUUGCAAAUAUGGGCCGUGGCUCGGGAAAUCAAGUUGCUGCUGUUGUGUCUCCCUUGCGAUCUAGUUCUGGGCACUCAUCACAAGCAGGCCAAAGCUCUGGGAUGAACCUUGUUUGGCAGCAACCACACUUUCCUCCCCUCUCCCGCCAGGAGGUUCCUGAUGCAAGAAUAGGUUCCUGUUUUCAAGAAGCUCCAUCCCCUCCCAUAUCAGGGCAAUCAGGGUAUACACCAGUUGCCAGUCGGAGCUCACGGACUGCUGCACGCGCAAUGGAUUUGGAAUUCCCUCCUUUAUCAGGCAGUAAUAACAGAACUGCUGCUUCAACAGAGCAGGGGGUACGAAAGGUAGCUGAGAACACUCAUGCAUUUGGGCUCCGACAACAAAGCAACGGAAUUGUGAAUACACACCAUUCUGCUCAGCAUUGGUCCCUUCAAAAUACUGGUUUGAUCCCUUCUGGUUCAAGUCACUCCCCAAGUUGGCCUACACCCAACACAAGUCCUCACGUUAGUGGAUCGCUGAGUCUGACUUCUGCAGGAAAUGGAGGGCAAGAAACACCUCUGAGCCGCCAGGUGUUGUGCUCUGUGGAUGAUGUUCGUGCAGCGAAUAAUUCAUUGGUUGAAAGAAUGCAGGCUGCAUUAGGAAUGGACCGGGACAGGUACUCGAUGUUCAAAGAGAUCUCUGGGGAGUACCGUCAAGGCGUUAUCAAUGCUUCAAAGUAUCUUUCAUAUGUCGAACAAUUUGGUCUGUCGCACCUCGUUCUUGAAAUGUCCAGGUUGCUGCCUGAUCCUCAAAAGCAGAAGGAGCUUGCUGAUGCCUACUACGCGAAUUUGCGCCUUACAAGCCUCCAAGGAAACGGUGGCGGUGGAGCUGUUUGCUCGAAAGAAAGCACACGGAAAAAUAAGGGGAAGGGGAAACUUCCUGCUGCUGCACAGGAUUCGUUAGAAGAUAAGCUCCUGAGUGCUGCCAGCAAGCUUCAGUCGCAGGUGGGAGGCUCUAGAGCGCUGUUGAGAGAAGGGUGUGGAGCAGCCGAUGGACCUUUGCAGGAGCCGAGGUGGCCUGUGAAGGGUGCUUGGCAAAACCGUGGGGGGCAGAGACUCGUGAGCAAGGCGAAGAAGUAAACUGGGGUUUCACUGGAUGUUUUGCCACCUGAGCUGCGGUGAAAACGCCCAUUUUUCCCCGAUUCGUGUCUGGUUUGUUGAGGUGACUAUGAAGGCCGUGGAGUAAUUAUUUGGUUCGCUUCUGUUUCUGUGUCUGAACCUUAUGUCGAGUUUGCGUAAUUGUGUCGUGAAUGUUGCGAACAAGGAAUAUAGAUCUGGACUAUGUGGAUGGUAACUAUCAAAGCUAUUGUAUUUCAGGA
Molecule: messenger RNA, 2505 nt
Organism: Aegilops tauschii subsp. strangulata
Lineage: Eukaryota; Viridiplantae; Streptophyta; Magnoliopsida; Poales; Poaceae
Biological process (GO): rescue of stalled cytosolic ribosome; protein ubiquitination
Molecular function (GO): ubiquitin protein ligase activity; ribosome binding
Source: RefSeq, a predicted model, not a curated record